This is a messenger RNA of Torulaspora globosa, 1311 nucleotides long. RefSeq names its product Rmd1p (gene RMD1). The transcript has a single exon. Lineage: Eukaryota; Fungi; Ascomycota; Saccharomycetes; Saccharomycetales; Saccharomycetaceae. The coding region runs from base 1 to 1311 and encodes 436 amino acids. The record is from RefSeq and is a predicted model, not a curated record.
AUGAAUGCAGCGUCAGGCAAGGAGGAGCAGCGGCCACUGUUGGACCAGCAUUCGUCAGUAAAACAGAGCACUAAGGGUCCUCAGAAGUAUUCACCACGGCAAGAAUCUGAGCAGGCUCCCAGCAAAAGUAUGGAGCGACAUACAGAGAAUGCAGAACAAUCCAGGGGAAAGUUAGGACAUAUGGUUGCGCCAGCGCCCGGAAAGCAGAUGCGUACUGGAGCUCAAAGGACGUCCCGUACUGCACAGAAAUUGAAGCUACUGCCUGAGGAACCUUUUCAACGAGAUGACGAAAGGCAGGAGCUACGUGAUAGAGAUGUUUACUCACAGGUGAACAGGAUUACUGACAAGCCCGCUAGGCGGGAUGCGGAAAAGUUGGGUAAAGGUCAUAGACAUCUGCUUCCGAGGGCUACUGCGUACUGUACGGCAAGUAGCUACCAUAUGAGGGAGCUUAUCAAAUGGCUGAAGGAUUGUAGGAAAAUUCAUCAUACGCAUCCGAAAUUAUUUGACGAAUGCCUGUACACGCCAUUCAUGUACACCGAUUGGAGGGGAGACAAAAGAUUUGAGCAUGAGGACCUCAUAAGGUUAGACGAUGAAGGUGGCGAAAUUAAUGUCAGUGAUAAGCAGCCUGAGAUAUACAUUUUUGAAUAUGGAGUUGUUGUUUUGUGGGGUUUUACAGAGCGUGAAGAGAAAGCAUUUUUGAACGAUAUAGAAAGGUUCGAGAAAGAGAAGCUUGCCGAGGAGGACGUCCAAGUUGAAGAGUUCAAUUACUAUGUUACUCAAAGUUAUCAACCAAGGAUAUACAAUGAUUUCAUCACGCUACGAGACGGGUCGAACUAUAUGAUAAAACUGUCAAUAUCGCACGCCAUUGCACAAAGUGUCAAGAUCUCUCUUUUCGAAGAAUUAGUUGAUAAUACAAUUGAAGAUACACAAGACAUACCGCAGGAAAUUGCUUCAAGCGGUAAAGUUUCUAUGAGCAAAGAGGAUAUCAUGAAAAGUAUUGGGGAACUGUUCAUCCUUAGAAUCAACAUUAAUUUGCAUGGAUCUGUCCUGGACUCACCGGAGAUCAUGUGGUCUGAGCCUCAGCUGGAACCCAUAUACCACGCAACCAGGGGUUACCUAGAGAUAAAUCAACGAGUUGCGCUGUUGAAUCAACGACUAGAAGUCAUCUCUGAUAUGUUACAGAUGCUUAAGGAGCAAUUGGGGCACUCGCACGAGGAGUAUCUUGAGUUCAUCGUCAUUCUACUGGUUGGAGUUGAAGUGUUAAUAUCAGCUGUAAACAUAGCUGUCGACAUGCUAGCGAAGAAGGACUAA